Messenger RNA from Penicillium odoratum, 405 nucleotides. RefSeq lists its product as uncharacterized. The transcript has a single exon. The record is from RefSeq and is a predicted model, not a curated record. The coding region runs from base 1 to 405 and encodes 134 amino acids. NCBI's taxonomy places the organism in Eukaryota, Fungi, Ascomycota, Eurotiomycetes, Eurotiales, Aspergillaceae.
AUGGCAGUCAGCGAGAAGCGACGCAUCAUUAUCGUGGGCGUGGGCUCGUUCAUGUCAAGAUCACUUGCCUUAUGGCUUGCAGGCCUAGGAUGGAAUAUCGCUCUAGUUUCACGUACUCAAAAAAGUAUAUCCGCCAUUGCAAGCGAAGUGGUCGCGGCCCAGCGAAACAGAAAUGCAAAAGUCGUGUUCCGAACAGCUGAUGCCGGUCAGCCCGCCAGCUUAGAGGCGGCUCUGGACUGGUCAGUCCAGCAAAUCGGAGGCAAAGUCGAUGUCCUCAACUACAAUGCCGCGCAUGUUGCCCCGUCCGAUAUUCUUAAUCUGACCCCCGAGGUUCUCGAGGCCGAUUUUCGGGUUUCUGCUUUGGGAACACUGAUUGCCGGUCAGUGGUUUGUAGAGCAUGCAUAG